AGUCGGUCUAAAUAUUGCUCGUACAUAAUUAUUUACAUUUAUCAUUUUUGACAAGGCUGAUAUUCAGGCCGGCAUUGAGAAGUUUAAUAUUUCUACCCAACACCAAAAUGGCACAAAUUAUUUGGGCGAUUGCACUACUUUUAGUCGUUGGAGUAUCGGGACGUUCCCUAAAACCCGAUGAUUCCGAGUUGGAUGCCUCUUGGUUUGAGGAGAUCGCCCCCAUUGGCCGUCCCUUGUCCGACAUAACGAGCCCCUUAGCACCGUUAGAAAAUGAAGAGGAUAAAAUAGUUGGUGGAGAACCAACCACCAUCGAGGAUUACCCGUACCAGGUUCAACUUCAAAAUCGAGGUUCCUUCUUUUGUGGGGGUUCCAUAAUAUCGCCCAAACAUGUACUUACAGCCGCACACUGUACCAAUGGACAAUCAGCCUCGUCACUAUCCGUCCGUGUGGGAACUUCAACUCGAGGCUGUGGGGGUCAGGUCAUUCAGGUUUCUGAAAUCCAUCAACACCCCUCCUUCAACCGUAGCAAUCUCAAUAACGACGUUUCAAUUUUAGAGUUGAGCAGUUCUGUCACCAUUGGACCUCAAGUUCAGAUAAUUGCGACAGCCCCAUCCGGAUCUGAGCUUUCGGCCGGAACGCUGACCACUAUUACGGGCUGGGGCACCACAUCGUCUGGUGGGUCCUUGCCUACUCAACUGCACGUGGUGAAAGUCCCCAUUGUCUCAGUGGCAGAUUGUCGAGCGGCUUACGGAGAUAAGGCCAUCACGGACAAUAUGUUGUGUGCUGGGUUAUCAGAAGGCGGAAAGGAUUCAUGUCAAGGCGAUUCUGGUGGUCCACUUGUGGUGGAUGGAGUACAAGAUGGUAUUGUUAGCUGGGGAUAUGGGUGUGCCGAUCCAAAAUAUCCUGGAGUUUACACAAAAGUAUCAAAUUACAAGGACUUUAUAACCCAGAUCUUACAAAGAGAAUCAUAA
Molecule: messenger RNA, 971 nt
Organism: Folsomia candida
Lineage: Eukaryota; Metazoa; Arthropoda; Collembola; Entomobryomorpha; Isotomidae
Product: trypsin-7
Exons: 6
Coding region: 108-971 (287 amino acids)
Biological process (GO): proteolysis
Molecular function (GO): serine-type endopeptidase activity
Source: RefSeq, a predicted model, not a curated record